AUGUGCACCGCCAUCCCAAGGAGCGGUUGGCUCCUGGCAGUGGCGCUGCUGGCGCUUGCAGCCGGGAGCCAGGCGCAGCCAGGGGUCCAGCAACUGAACAGCCUGGCGCUGGACCUGUUUGACGAGAUCUACAGCCAGGACGAGUCCAAGAACAUCUUUUUCUCGCCGCUGAGCAUAGCCACUGCCUACUCCCUCCUCCACAUAGGAGCCGAGGGUGACACGAAGGAACAGCUGGAGUCGGUGUUUGGUUUUGGGGCGGAGGGCGUCUCAGGCGCCUUUCUGAAUCCGUAUUCUGGCUUGAUAACGGAAGACGAAUCAGAUGAUGUGGACGUGCUGCAGUCCAGCAUACUUUACAUUGAGGAAGGUUUUGCCUACAAACCUGCAUUCAAAAUUCGUCUGACCAAGAAUCCCACAUCGAGAGCUGCGGAAAAGGUGCCCUUCGCGACGGACCCAGAGGCUGCUCGAAAGGAGAUCAACAAAAAUGUCAGUACGCUCACGAUGGGGUACAUUGAGGACAUGCUGCCUGAGGGGUCUGUGGAUGAGUUGACUCGCAUGGUGGUGGUCAACGCAGUGUUCUUCAAAGGGGGAUGGAUGGAACCUUUUAAGAAGGAAGACACUGUGAAACUUCCGUUUGCGGCAUUUGACAAGAAGAAUGCCACAGUGGACAUGAUGAUACAGAAGGAAACAUGGCUGAGGCUCUCGCUGACAGGAUCGAUCCUUGACGCCCAGGUGCUGGAGCUGCCAUAUGGCAAUGGGGCGGCGAGCAUGGUUAUCAUCCUGCCCAGCAAGCCUGGCAGAAACGCGUUCCUGGAAGUGGCCGCGCAGCUGAGGGAAGUCGAUUUCACUGACCUCGUGAACAGCCUCCAGUCCACGAUGGUGAAUGUAUACCUGCCCAAAUUCGAGAUCGAGGCUUCGACUGACCUGGGGGCUGUGCUGCCACCGCUGGGCGUGACAGACCUGUUCCAACCAGACUCUUCAGACCUGUCCGGCAUGUCCGAUGCUGUGGGCCUGUACGUAUCCUCCUCUCUGCACAAGGCCCGGGUCAAGGUAGAUGAGAAGGGCACCACGGCUGCCGCUUCGACCGCUGCUGUUGCCAGGGCCACCAGCCUGGUGCUCCCCACAGAUUUCAGGGCAGAUCACCCCUUCAUGUACUUCAUAAUCGACGCCCAGAGCAAGGCCAUCAUGUUCAUGGGCAGCGUCCAGGGAUUGCCGAUGGGCCCUGUCUCUUGA
Messenger RNA from Ostreobium quekettii, 1230 nucleotides. Lineage: Eukaryota; Viridiplantae; Chlorophyta; Ulvophyceae; Bryopsidales; Ostreobiaceae. The record is from the annotation of a GenBank genome assembly.